Pipistrellus nathusii (Nathusius's pipistrelle) is the source of this 804-nucleotide messenger RNA. The record is from the annotation of a GenBank genome assembly. Lineage: Eukaryota; Metazoa; Chordata; Mammalia; Chiroptera; Vespertilionidae.
AUGGCGGCUGCAGCUGUGGACACAGAUAAUGCUGCCCCCGUGGCAGGGUCCAAAGAAAUGAGUUUGGAGGAACCAAAGAAGAUGACCAGAGAGGACUGGAGAAAGAAGAAAGAGCUAGAAGAACAGCGAAAACUGGGUAAUGCUUCUGCAGAAGUUGAUGAAGAAGGAAAAGACAUCAACCCUCAUAUUCCUCAGUAUAUUUCUUCAGUGCCAUGGUAUAUUGAUCCAUCAAAAAGACCUACUUUAAAGCACCAGAGACCACAACCAGAAAAACAGAAGCAGUUCAGCUCAUCUGUAGAAUGGUAUAAGAAGGGUAUAAAAGAGAAUUCCAUAACUACUAAGUACCGCAAAGGAGCGUGUGAAAAUUGUGGGGCCAUGACACACAAAAAGAAAGACUGCUUUGAGAGACCUUGGCGAGUUGGAGCAAAAUUUACAGGAACUAACACAGCUCCAGACGAACAUGUCCAGCCUCAGCUGAUGUUUGACUAUGAUGGGAAGAGGGAUCGGUGGAAUGGCUACAAUCCAGAAGAACACAUGAAAAUUGUAGAAGAAUAUGCCAAAGUUGAUCUGGCAAAACAAACACUGAAAGCCCAGAAACUCCAAGAAGAAUUGGCCUCAGGAAAGUUGGUGGAACAGGCUAAUUCUCCAAAACACCAGUGGGGAGAAGAGGAACCAAAUUCUCACAUGGAAAAAGAUCAUAAUAGUGAGGAUGAGGAUGAAGAUAAAUAUGCAGAUGAUAUUGACAUGCCUGGACAGAACUUUGACUCUAAGAGACGGAUUACUGUUUGGAAUCUCAGGAUUUGA